AUGAUAAUUUUAAAAAUUAUAACGAUUUUUCUAUUUCCUAUUUAUUGCGAUUUAAUGAGUUGUUCUCAAAUUUGUACGAUGGAAUUUAGACCAAUUUGUGUGGCAGAUCGUUUCGGAAACUUGCACACUUUUUCAAACCAAUGCGAGUUUGAAAAUCACACGGACUUUGGUGAUAUUUGCGCAUACAAAACGGAAUGCCACGAACAGUGCGAAAAUGGUUGUUAUACAUGGAGAGAAUCUCUUAAUACAUCUUGCCAAUUAGUUUGUAAUAGUACUAAUGGAAGCUUAACGCCUCAUCAAAUAUAUUGUCUGAUCGGUUGUAACGAUGGAGUAUCGAUUUUUCGCGGAAAAAUGCAAUCGCAUCUCGGAUUACCACCGCCACCAGUUCUUGUAGCCGAUUCAUUAACAUCCACGUCGCUUCGAUUAGAAUGGAAUUACGACAAAGCGGAAAUGCCUGGUUUGAAAUUCCUGAUCCAGUGGAGAUACGAAGAAAUGCAAUCGACUUGGCAAUUUUACAAGAGAACCAAUUGGAUGCCGAAAGAUAUUUUUUUUACCGUCGAUAAUCUUCAGCCUUACACCAAAUAUAGAUUUCGAGUUGCAAUUUUAAUAUACCAAUUAAAUGAGCCGAUAUUUUCCGCACCGAGUGUUGUUAUGAUGACUCUUCCUCAAGGCGCUCCGAUGUCGCCUCCGGCUUCUGUACGAGCGGUUCCGGUGGAUUGUACUCGCAUAAGUGUUAGCUGGACUCCCGGUUCCUUCCCCAACGGUCCAAUCCUCUCCUAUGUCGUCAGGUUGAUCGACUUAGAAACCAACAUAUCAGCAUUUAAGGACGUUCCAGCUGAAAGAACAUCUGAUAUAAUAAGUUCUUUAAGACCCGGAAGUCGAUAUAACGUAUCAGUUAGAUUAACCAAUAUUGAUGGAACAGGACCUGCGGCUUUUGCAUCUGUAACCACGCCAUUAGAAACAACAGUUAAAGAUAUUCAAGGACCUGUACUUAUAAUAGGAACCGAUAAAGAAAUUGUUGAGCAAGGAGUCGAAAUAACAGACGAACCAAUAAUAUUAUACAACAACACCGAAGAAAAUGUAACGAUAAAAGGAGUUGCUAUACAUGUAAGAGAAAAGUUACUCUUUAUAUCGGAUUCAACGCGUCACAUCUAUAAGAUGCCAUUAAAUAAAUCUGCGAAUUUGCAAAAAAUCGCGAUUAUAUCUCCGAAUCAAACCAGCGUUCAACCGCUUGAUUUAUCAGUGGAUUGGUUAAAUAAGCAAUUGUAUAUUUUAGUUGAAAAGAAAUUCAAAUUGAACUCUUCGAUUUCGAAUAUUUGGUCUAUAAUGAGAUGUGAUUUUAAUGGACAAGGUUUAACUGUAGCGGUUGGAGGUUUGCAAAUAAAACCGCAUCACAUCGAGGUUGAUCCUUAUAAUGGAUAUCUAUUUUGGAUUUUUGACGAUAACCGUUCGAGAAGUAAUCUAUUUAAGUUGGAUUUAUCCGAUAUAAGUAACGGGAUCAAGCAUGAAAAUCAUCCGGAAUUAAUAUUUUCCGAGAAAAAUCUUGGAGCUUUUAUAGUUGACCAUACCAAUUUUAAACUGUUGGUUUCAAAUCAAAAUAAAAAAACGGUCAAUUCGGUUUCAUUGGAUGGAAAUGAAAUUCAAGACGUUCGACCGAAAAUUUCAAAUUCAAUUUUAGAAAAAGUUAUUUCUUUAGCGACUGCGAAUAAGAAAUUUUAUUGGACUGAUGGUUCUCAAGUUUUUUAUGAAGAAUAUCACGCUGCCGAUGAGAUUUAUUUUCAAAAUUCAUUUGGAGCGUUAAUGAAAGCGAGUUAUUUGAAAGUAAUUAUUAACAUGCCGAGUUCUCAACCGGUGCCGGUUCCUGUAAAUCCUCCAACUCAAGUCCAAGCGAUUUUCGGAAAUAACCGGGCAAAAAUAGCUUGGAAAAUACCCCAUUUACUCGGUGGUCAAGGAAAAGGAGCUUGGCAAAGUUGGCUUUACGAGAUAUCAGUAAAAGAUUUAAAAAAUAACGACGUAAAAAUUUAUCAGAAUAUUACCGGAACUUGUUUUACAAUUUCAAAUUUAUCUCAAGAUACCGAUUAUGUUAUAAAAGCUGCCGCUUAUACUUGUUCAGGAAAAGGACCAUGGUCAACUGAAUUUAAAGGAAGAACUUUAAAACGUUAUAAGAACUUAAAUAAUCCCAUCAUUUUAUGGUCCACAUCAAAUGGGUUAUCGAAAUCAGAUGUGAUCGGCGAAAAUAUGGAAACACUUAUUGAUAAAACGGAAAUGAAAAAUUUUAAUUUUAUCGGAAGUAGUUGGUUUAGGGACGAAAUUUAUUUAUUAACAAAUCUUUCAGAAGUUUACAUUUAUAAUUUAACGUCACACCAAAAACGAAUUUUACCCAAACUAGAUAACGAUGUUAAAAGCAUCGCGAUCGAUUGGAUCGGAAAAAGAUUAUAUUGGUCCAAACAACAAUGGAUUAUGAGAGCGAAUCUAACUGGUGGAAGCAAAGAACCACCAAUUGCUGCCACAGCAAAUGAAUUAGUUAUCGAUUCUUUAAGAGCUUACCUUUAUUGGUCAACCGGUUACGCUAUAACCUGCUCAAGAUUAAACGGUGAUAACCAAUUAAUCCAUUAUUACAUUGAUAGAGAAUUUUCUGGAAAAAGAGUUAUGGGUUUAACUCUAGAUAUAGAAAAUAAAUUCGUUUAUUGGAUUGUAAGAGGUUCGGAUGGAGCGAAUCUUUUUAAAGGGGCUUUAGCAGGAACCAUCAUCGAUAAUGAACCCAACUCCAUGAUUUCGAGUAUCCAAAAACCAGACGUUAAAGGUUACCUUUCAUACUUUAAUAAUCGAUUUUUAUGGCAACAAGACGACGAUAACGCCGUUAUCAGUAAUUUAGAAGGAAAGAAUAUAGCCGUUUUAAACGCCGAAAGUUUUACCGAUCUUCAUAUGAUCAGCGUUUUGGAUCCAGCAAGCCGUAAAAUCUCAAAUCAUAUAAAUGUUACCCUCGAAAAUAUUAACGUUAUACCAGACAUAGUCGAUAAGGAUUCACUUAAAGUUGUAGGCGAUUGGAAAUUUUUCAAUAUAACUUGGAAACCCGUCGAUAAUGUUAAUUAUGGAAGCGUUUUUUAUGAGGUGAAAUUUUCAGAUCGGGAUGCCACGAUCGUCCAUCAACCCAGCAUUAAUUACCCUUACAGCGUCGACCCAUAUUCAAAAAUUCAAAUAUCAAUAAGAUCUUGUACGGAUUGGACUUCUGCGCCUCAAAUAAUAGCCUCAAUUCGUUCUCCGUCUUCCCCACCGGAAGAACCACAAAAUUUACGAUCUUUCGUUACUUACAAGAAACAGUAUGACCUAAUCACCAAUAUAACGAUAACAAUUCGUUGGGAUGAACCGAUUAAUCCAAACGGAGAUAUAAAAAAAUACAAAGUAUCCCAUUGGGUUUUCAGAAACGAAACGUUUCAAAACAUUUGGGAAGGCGACACUCCACCCGAUAACAAAGAAUACAUUUUAAAUAACGUAACCGAUGAGGUGGUUCUCUUUAAAAUUUUAGCUUACACGGUUAGCGAAGGUUCCCCAGCAACAAUUCAAGUUAAUACAAGUAUAGAAAAUCCGAUUCCUACUUUGAUUUCCAGCGGAGACGAUUCGAUUUAUAUCCAAGAUUUGGAUUCGAAUAAGAGCAAAGAUUUAUUGUAUGGAAUUAGUGCUCCGUUGGAUAUCGGGGUUUUGAUGAGCGAAAGUAAACUGUUUUGGUUGAACGAUAUGCAAGAAUUAUUCGUUUACAAUAUGGAAACGAAAACGAAAAAUAAAAUUCUCGACAUCGGUGAUAACGUCGUUUCUUUAACCGUUGAUUGGUUGGAACGGAGCUUGUAUUUUGUGCAGUUUAAGGGAGAAAAGGAAGGCUCAUUUUUGUAUAAGUUGGAUCUGAAUUUGGUCGAAAAAAACAUUUUAAAGCUCGAAUUUUUGUUUAAAAGACCGACGGUCAUCUCUAAACUGGAAAUUUCACCUUUUACAAGAAAAAUGUAUUGGAUAGAAAACGAUCAAAAUGAUAAAUACGUUUUAAUGGAAAGCGAUGGACAAACGAUAAAUCACUUUUUUAACAAACAACAAAAUCAGUGUAACUGCCCUUUGAGGUUACCAUUGGAUAAAACGUUCACAAUCGAUCAUUCCGAAGAUAAAACGAAUCCGAAAUUUAUUUUCGUCGAAUCGUCAAACGUGAUCAUCGCGGCGGAUAAAUUCGGUUGUAAUUGUGAAUCUAUUACAACAUUAAAUGUAAGCGAUACAUCCUCGUUAAAGUCCGAAUUUAAUAAUUUAUACUUGUUGGACCGGUUUAACAAGGAUCUAUACAUUUUUAAUAAACGUUCGAAAAAAACGAUGUUGGAACACCAAUCGAAAGCGAAGGAAAUGUUAAUUUUUGGAGAUCACGUCCAACCGUAUCCUUCAAAAAAAUGUUUACAACCGAAUUUUGAAAUCGGGCUUUCGCCCAAUUUGGCGAAUCGAACUUGGAAUAGUUUAACGUUAACAAUACCGGAAAUCAAAGCUAAAGAUGAAGAAUGUAAAGGAAUUUCUAUGGCUACUAUUGAGUAUAAAUUGUUUUAUAAAGAGAGUGGAAAUCAAAAUUACACCGUUUUAUCGACUUUUGAUAAAGUUGUUACUAUAAAUAACUUGAAACCUUACACAAAAUAUUCGGUAUCUUUGGGAGCGAGGAAUUAUUAUAGCGAUAAAGAGAAGGAUUUUAAAGGAAUUUGGAAUGUUUUUCAAACAGCUGUUGGUGCCCCAUCCGAACCAAGAAAUGUUACAGUGACCGUUUUAAAUCCAACCUUAUUAAAAGUAUCUUGGCUCCCACCCGAAGAGUUUAACGGCGAUACAAUUUACUACGAAAUUCAUUGGUUAACCGAAACGACCACAUCAGGAAUACGCAAAAAAGGAGAACAAAUCGUGAUGGAAAACGACGUUAGCGUUGGCCAAGAACCAUUUACAACCAACCUUCAAAAAAUGUCUCAAAACGAAACCUAUAUGAUAUGGGUACGCGCUUACAGCCAAAAUAACGACUCAUCAAACGAAAGUCAAACGAUAAAAAUCACAACUUUCCCCGAACCCGAAAAUCUUACUUUAUCAAAUUGUUCAGCAUACGACCUGCAAUUAAAUUGGAAAAUUUCCGAAUACAUCGAAAACUACGUGAUUCAAUACACUUUAUUAAUUUCAAACGAUUGGCAACAAGUUCUUGAUGAAUGGAUUGAAAACGACUUUCUUAACAACGAAACCGUCGUUAGCAUCGAUAUUAAUAAUUUAAAACCGAAAACGCAAUACAAAUUUCGAUUCUUAUUGAGAUAUCCGGAAGAUGAUGGAAAAGAUUACAUUUGGCCGGAUGAUGGACGAUUCGUUUUCGAGACGAAAGGCGAUCGUCCCACCCCGCCGGGAAAACCCGAAUAUCGAAGUAUAAACGGUGGAAAUGAAUCGAAAAUUUGGUGGCAACCAUCGAAAGAUAACGGAGGUCCAAUUGAACUGUACAAAUUGGAAGGAUUGAAAAUGAAAAAUUAUAGGGAGAAGAGAUCAACGAAUCGAUCAGCUUGGUCUUAUAGCGCACCCUCAAUUGAAGAAACCGAGUUUGAAUGGAAAGAAUUUUAUAAUGGAAGUGAAACAUUUUGGAAAAUCGAUGGUUUAACCGAAGAUUAUCGAUAUUCAUUUCGAGCUUUGGCUUUAAACGAAUACGGUUGGUCAGAGCCAAGCGAAGAAAUGGAAUUUGAUCCAACAACGGCGGCACUUUUGGCUGAAAAACCGGAUCCUUUAACGAUGAUAUUAAUAGCCAUUUGUACGCCAAUCGUCAUCUUAAUCCUGGUGACCUGUCUGUGCAUGUUAUGCUGCAGAUGGGAUUGUAGUAAAAACAAGAAGGACGCGCAUAUUAUCGUCCCGAUUAGUAGAAGACCGGACGUUGAAUUGGCCACAUUAAGGGAACUACCAAGAAGAAGUAAUUUUAUACAAAAUACGAACGUAUUGUACGUUUCUGCGCAACCUACACCCGAUGAAAUUAAACUCUUACCUCAUAUAAGAAGAGAUCAAAUAUCUUUAACAAAAUUCUUGGGAAGUGGGGCUUUUGGUGAAGUCUACGAAGGUAAAGCUAGAGGCAUCAGUGAAAACGCCGAAACGAAAGUGGCCGUAAAAACGUUGCGAAAAGGAGCUUCCGAACAAGAAAAAACCGAAUUCCUCCAAGAAGCCCAAUUAAUGAGUCAUUUCAAGCAUAAACACAUCCUUCAAUUGCUUGGAGUUUGCUUAGAUAAUGAUCCUCAUUAUAUAAUUAUGGAAUUAAUGGAAGGCGGAGAUCUUUUAACGUAUUUAAGAGCUUCGAGAAACACUUCUGCGUUAAGAACACCCCCAUUAACGUUGGUAGAACUUUUAAAAAUGUGUUUAGAUGUAACAACAGGAUGUCGAUAUUUAGAAGAGAUGCAUUUCGUUCAUCGAGAUUUAGCAUGCAGAAAUUGUUUGGUGUCUUCGACCGAUUCCGCGAGUAGAAUCGUUAAGAUCGGCGAUUUUGGACUAGCAAGAGACAUUUAUAAGAAUGAUUAUUAUAGGAAAGAAGGCGAGGGGUUACUUCCGGUGCGUUGGAUGGCCCCUGAAUCUUUAGUAGAUGGUGUUUUUACAUCGCAAUCGGAUGUUUGGUCGUUUGGGGUACUUCUUUGGGAAAUUAUGACUUUAGGACAACAGCCAUACCCAGCUAGAAAUAAUUUGGAGGUUUUGCAUUAUGUUAGAAGAGGUGGGCGUUUGGGGAAACCAACAGAUUGUCCUGAAAAAUUACAUGAUUUAAUGCUUCUUUGUUGGAGUUUUGAACCGGAAGGAAGACCAACUUUUAAGUAUUGUUUGGAUACGUUAACUAAACUUCACGAACAAGUUUUAAGAUGUCCGGUAACUAGUGCCCAUACUGGACAAUAUAUUAGCACUAUUCCAGAUCAACCAGAUGGAGUCACUAACCAGCUUUAUUUUCAGGAUUUCAAUCAUAAUCAUUCAGGUACUUCAUGGAAAAGUGAUGAUUCCAGCCGAGAAAUAACCCCAUUUUUGAAUUCCGAUCAAAGUACCCCCGCUGGUAAUGAGACAUCAAAUGGAAUUCCAAAAUACUUAGAGAUAGUUUAUGAUGCAAACGCAGAAGAUAAUGACGGUUAUGAAAUUCCUCGUAAAGAUGUUGUUGACGGACAAGUUGAAGAAAUAAUUGCGAACGGUUAAAGUUAAAAUUGCUCAAAUCGCUUCUGUUCAUUUAAAAAAAGAGUAAUGUAAGUAUACAAAUCGACAAUCAUUUAAUAAAAUUUAAAUAAAAAGAAAAAUACUCGAAGAAUAUAAAGUUAAGUAUGUAGCUUUAAUUAUUUAUAGCCAAUUUCUGACAAAACAAAAUGAUAACUGUGAUAGUAUUGUGUAAAUAUUUCAUCAUUGAACAAGUUUGUCGAUAUUCGUUGUAGAAUAUUGUUUAGAAAAUAAGAAAAAAGUCAAUAAAUUAAAAGUAUUAUAAUUUUUUUUGUAUGUGUGACAGGAAUUUUUUUAUUAAUUUUUAAGGUUUACUUUCACUGCACCAAUUUAUGAUAUUAUUUUAUUUUCUAUUUAAGUUACCUACUUAUAUUAAGCAAAUCUAAUAAAGAAACGUGUAGAUACUG
This is a messenger RNA of Onthophagus taurus, 7610 nucleotides long. The record is from RefSeq and is a predicted model, not a curated record. Lineage: Eukaryota; Metazoa; Arthropoda; Insecta; Coleoptera; Scarabaeidae.